Molecule: messenger RNA, 1091 nt
Organism: Dermacentor albipictus
Lineage: Eukaryota; Metazoa; Arthropoda; Arachnida; Ixodida; Ixodidae
Product: tissue factor pathway inhibitor 2-like
Molecular function (GO): serine-type endopeptidase inhibitor activity
Source: RefSeq, a predicted model, not a curated record
GUUUUCAAGAAAUGGUCACGAGGAUAUGUAUUGCUCAUUUGACGGUGCAGCAGCUCUCCUUAGGCAACUGAAGCAGGCGCUUAGCAAUGAUUCUUCUUGCCAACCUGAUCCUGCUGGUCUCCCUAAUAUAUGUGCAUGGCUUCAGCAUGUUCAAAAGUGGGAAAGGAACGAAUGGUGUAAAAGCUCCUCUGGAAAACCUUCCAAAACCGUGCAGGAAGCCGCCGUUUAUUGGCGUCUGCCAUCCAUUGAAGGAAGCUUGGUAUUACGAUCAAAAUGCGAACUGCUGUAAAAUGUUGCAACCGGGCACAUGUGCUGGAGGCAACAACCUGUUUCCGACAAUGAAGAAAUGUAUGAAAGAGUGCAUGCCUCUCACACCAAGAAAUUCGAGAGUGUGCCUUCAGCGACCUGUGGAAGGGACCUGUGAGCCACUUCUUGUUGCUUGGUAUUUUGAUACCGAGAGCAGCUAUUGCAAGAUGUUCAACCAUACCAUCUGUGGUGGAGGUCCCAAUUUAUUUUUGACAGAGAUGAAGUGCCAGCAAGCCUGCCAACCGAACGAGAAACCAAAGCCCUACUGUAGCAUGGCGCCAACUCCUGGAAAGUGCUGGGGCGGAAAGCGCCACUGGUAUUUUGACGAGAAAACAAACAACUGUUAUCUUUUUGCUGACAAACGUUGCGGCAAGAAUAAUAACGCAUUUUCAUCGUACCAGAAGUGCAUGCAAAGAUGCAGCCAUAACAAAGCAACUUCAACGUGUGUAAACUGCGAGCAAACGCAUAAAAAUGAGCUACCUUCAACGAUGGCACCCGGCCAGCCCAGCCAGCCCAUCCAACCCGUAAAUUCCAACGAGAUUCCUCUCUAUAGGCCACAUCAGCUACCGCCCCAACCCAGCUUCUCCAAGAAACACCUUGCGGGGGCCGUACCUACCUUGCCCGGCAUUGGCACACCUUUGCCAGCAGGAACAAAGCUUCGAUAACUCUGCCAACAAUGCGCUUAAAAGAUGAAGACUGCUCGUAUCUCUUUCAUACUGAAUGUAGCUUAUGAAAAAGUUGGGACACAACUGCCACAAUAAUAAAACAGAGGAUUCCGGCUGUAA